UUUAAAAAAAAUGGUGAAGACAUUGAAAACUUCGAUGAAGGUGAUAUCACUGGGAGUGAUGAUGAAGCGUGGGGUAAAAAGAAGACAGCUUACUACUCAACUGAUUUUGUCGAUCCUGACUAUGAAACUUUGAGCCACAAAAAAAUGCAGGCGGCUGAGCUGGAAGAACAAGAAGCACGUACUAUUCAGCAGAGAUUAGCUCAACAAUUAGAUGAGGCUGAUUUUGGUUUAGAUUUAAUUGAACCUCAGGUUGAUAGCGACGAAGCGCCUGAUGAGAAAGUUGUCAAAGUAGACUGGAGUAAGAUGAGCAAGAGAAAAAGAGUUGAAUAUUUUCACAAAGAAAAUCCGGAGUUUGACAAAGUUGUUUCUGAUGUUAAAAAAUAUUUAAAAGAAGCCAACGAAGUUCUUUCACCAUUCCUUGAUUUAGUAGAUAAAUUAAAAGUAUCUCACCCAUCAAUUGAUUUUGUUAAGAUAAAAUAUCGAUUAGCGUUAAACUAUUCUGUCAAUGUUUCAUUCUACUUGAUGCUGAAAGCAAAGAAAAUACCAGUAUCAUCUCAUCCUGUUCUUAUAAAAAUAGCACAGUAUCGAAAGCUUCUUACUCAAUUAGAAGAAAAUCAAGGUGAUAUAUUGGACAAGGUUUCAGAGCUUGUAAAAUCAGUCAGCAAUGAAAAAUUGCUUCAAGAUAUUUUGGGAAAUCCUAAUCCAGAAGAUGAGGAGGAAGAUAAUGAAGAAAUGGAUGGCAUGAGUGAUUUGUCUAAGGACAAUGAUGAAGAAAUGGAAGAAGAUCUAGAAUUUGAGGUAUCAGGAGAAGAAAAACGUCCUAUCACUACUCAAAUUGCCAAGAAUAAGGGAUUGACACCUUACCGUAAGAAGGAACUAAAAAAUCCACGUGUAAAGCACAGGAUCAAGUUCCGUAAAGCUAACAUACGUAGAAAGGGUGCUGUCCGAGAAGUCAGGAAGGAAUUAAAACGAUAUGAUGGAGAAAUAUCAGGUAUCAAGGCUAGUAUGUACAGACUACCUGGACUGAUGCGUAGCGUAGCGUCGCGACAAAUGCAGCUACAAGCUCGUUCAUACGCAAAGGACGUGCGUUUCGGCGUGGAUGUGCGUGCUACAAUGUUAAAAGGAGUUGACAUUCUAGCUGACGCUGUUGCAGUUACAAUGGGACCCAAAGGUCGCAACGUGAUCAUCGAGCAAAGCUGGGGCAGUCCCAAGAUCACCAAGGACGGUGUGACUGUCGCCAAAAGCAUUGACCUGAAAGACAAAUUCCAGAAUAUCGGUGCUAAGUUGGUUCAGGACGUCGCCAACAAUACUAAUGAAGAGGCUGGUGAUGGUACGACUACUGCUACGGUAUUGGCCCGUGCUAUCGCUAAAGAUGGUUUUGAAAGAAUUAACUCUGGAUCAAACCCCGUUGAAAUUAGACGCGGAGUUAUGUUGGCUGUCGAAACUGUCAAAGAUGAACUGAAGAAAAUGAGCAAACAAGUAACGACACCCGAGGAAAUCGCCCAAGUCGCGACAAUUUCUGCCAAUGGUGACACUUUAAUUGGUAAGUUGAUUUCAGACGCUAUGAAGAAAGUUGGCAAGGACGGAGUGAUUACAGUAAAGGACGGAAAGACAUUGGAAGACGAUUUGGAAAUAAUUGAAGGAAUGAAGUUUGACAGAGGCUACAUUUCUCCUUACUUCAUUAAUUCUACCAAGGGAUCCAAGGUUGAGUUCCAAGAUGCAUUGGUGUUGUUUAGCGAGAAAAAAAUCUCAUCGAUCCAAAGUAUCGUUCCUGCUUUAGAAUUAGCAAAUUCAAUGCGAAAACCGCUGGUGAUUAUUGCUGAAGACAUUGAUGGUGAGGCACUGACUACUCUUGUAAUCAACAGACUCAAGAUUGGUCUCCAAGUGGCUGCUGUCAAAGCUCCAGGCUUUGGUGACAACCGCAAAGCCACUCUUCAGGACAUGGCCAUCUCUACAGGUGGAAUUGUCUUUGGAGACGAAGCCAAUCUUGUUAAAAUUGAAGACGUUCAGGCCAGUGAUUUGGGACAGGUUGGAGAGAUCAUUAUCACCAAAGAAGACACUCUCUUGCUGAAAGGCAAAGGAAAUCAAGCUGAUGUUGAAAGACGUGCGGAGUACCUCAGAGAUCAAAUUGAUAAUACAACUUCUGAGUAUGAAAAAGAAAAAUUACAAGAACGAUUGGCUAGACUUGCUGCUGGAGUCGCGGUUCUCAGAAUUGGAGGCAGCAGCGAAGUUGAAGUCAAUGAGAAGAAAGACAGAGUUAAUGACGCUUUGAACGCCACGCGCGCUGCUGUUGAGGAAGGAAUCGUUCCUGGAGGUGGUACCGCUCUUCUAAGAUGUGUUCCAGCAUUGCAGCAACUCAAACCAGACAACGCCGACCAGGCAUUAGGUAUCAAAAUUAUCGAGAAAGCACUUCGUCAACCAUGCUUCCAAAUCGCAACAAAUGCAGGAGUUGAUGCUGGUGCCGUGGUAGCUAAAGUAUCUGAAGGCAAGGUUGGCUACGACGCUAUGAAUGACAAAUACGUAGACAUGAUCGAAGCUGGAAUUAUUGACCCAACGAAAGUUGUGCGAACGGCCCUGACUGAUGCCGCUGGUGUAGCUUCGUUACUCGCUACCGUUGAAAGUGUCGUCUGCGACGUCCCUAAGGAAGAUUCACCUAUGGGUGCGAUGGGUGGUAUGGGAGGUAUGGGUGGUAUGGGCGCGAUGGGAGGUAUGGUAUUUUCUGUACGUAUUACAAAAGCU
Molecule: messenger RNA, 2739 nt
Organism: Cotesia congregata
Lineage: Eukaryota; Metazoa; Arthropoda; Insecta; Hymenoptera; Braconidae
Source: the annotation of a GenBank genome assembly